Messenger RNA from Oryza brachyantha (malo sina), 3382 nucleotides. Its product is annotated as protein argonaute 14-like. The transcript is spliced from 22 exons. NCBI's taxonomy places the organism in Eukaryota, Viridiplantae, Streptophyta, Magnoliopsida, Poales, Poaceae. Gene Ontology annotation, cellular component: cytoplasm. Gene Ontology annotation, biological process: regulatory ncRNA-mediated post-transcriptional gene silencing. Gene Ontology annotation, molecular function: protein binding; RNA binding. The coding region runs from base 1 to 3219 and encodes 1072 amino acids. The record is from RefSeq and is a predicted model, not a curated record.
AUGGCGUCGCGCGGCGGAGAACGGCGCGGCAGGGGCAGAAGGGGAGGGUACCAGCAGCCGCAGCAGCAGCCGUACGGCCCCGGUGGCUUUGGUCGAGGAUCUGGAGGAGGAGGCUGGUACCAGCAGCCGCCCCCGCCGUAUGGCCGCGGAGAUGGCUUUUGCCCUACGUCCGCGGCCCCUAUUCCGGCCGCUCCUGCGGUCCAGGUCCCCGCGGUGGCUUCGACCUCAGCAGCGCAGCCGGAGCAUGCGACCGAGAAGAGUUCGGCGCCGCGGCCUCUAUCGUGGGCGGCGGUGGCUGCUGCGGCGCCAAAGCCUCGACCCGCUGCGGUGAGGCUCGUGAGGGACGUGGGGACGCUGGCCGUGGCCGGCGGAGCGCACGAUCCCCUCGCGCCUGGAUCCCAGAAGCCAGCGGCGCCCACGGUGGCUUCGACCUCAGCGCAGCCGGAGCAUGCGACCGCGUCUUCUAGUUCGGCGCCGCGGCCUCUAAACUCGUCGGCGGUGGCUGCUGCGGCGCCACAGCCUCGACCCGCUGCGUCGGCGGUUUCUGCCCUCGCGAGGGACGUGGGGACGCUGGCCGUGGCCGGCGGAGCCCCCGAUCCCCUCGCGCCUGGAUCCCAGAAGCCAGCGGCCCCCAUCCCGCUGUCGACAAAGCGCAUCGCGCCGCCGCGGCGACCGGGGACCGGGACGGUUGGGGAAAGUAUCACCGUGCGCGCGAACCACUUCCUCGUCCGCAUCACCAACGACGACUCGAUCUACCUUUACGACGUAAACUUGACCCCUCAGCCAAAAACAAGGCGUAUCAACAGGGUACUGAUCUCUGAGCUCUCGAGGUUGCAUCUCGCCGAUCUCGGUGGCAUAGGUUUCGCCUACGAUGGAAGCAAGGCCCUGUACGCUUCAGGAAAGCUGCCGUUCGAGUCAAUGGACUUUAAGAUCAAGCUGGGUAAAGACCUCAGGGAAAUGGAGUACAAGGUCACACUUCGACUUGCCGGCCAAGCAGAUGUGCACCGCUUGCAGCAGUUCAUCGCCAGCAAUCAUACGGAUUCGCCUCAGGAUACGAUCCAAGCACUCGACGUUGUCCUGCGGGAGUUCCCUUCUCUCAACUAUGUCACCGUUUCUCGGUCAUUCUUCUCCCCUGUAUUCGGUCGACAAGACAUUGAUGGUGGACUGGAAUGCUGGAAAGGAUACUAUCAGAGCCUGCGCCCAACUCAGAUGGGGCUCACAUUGAAUAUAGAUAUAUCCUCGACUGCAUUCUUCAAACCUAUCAACGUGGUAGAAUAUGUCCAGAAGUGUCUGAACAUAUCUACUACCAAUGGCAAUGGUCGUGGCCCUAGACCGCCGCUUUCUGACACUGAUCGCCUGAAGCUUAAGAAAGCACUAUGCGGUAUUCGUGUUGAAACCACACACCAGAAGGGAAAAAGAAGCAAGUACAAGAUAACUUCCAUUACAUCUGAACCACUGAGUCAGCUGAACUUUCCUUUGGAUGGAGCUAUCCAGACAGUUACUCAGUACUUUUCGGAACGGUACAAAUACAAGCUGCAAUACACGUCUUGGCCCUGUCUGCAAUCCGGCAGCUCUCCUAGUCCUAUAUAUUUACCAAUGGAGGUAUGCACAAUUAUAGAAGGGCAAAGAUACUCCAAGAAGCUUAGUGAUAAGCAAGUGACUGGCAUCCUGCGAUCAACUUGUCAGAAGCCCCGGAACAGGGAGCAGAAAAUCAAUGAGAUGGUUCAACACAAUAACUACCCAGCAGAUAGGGUGGUGACGGCGUUUAGACUUGAUAUUUCCAAUCAAAUGGCCGAUGUGACUGCCCGUGUGCUGACUGCGCCCACGCUGAGAUACCAUGAAUCUGGAAAAGACAAAACUUGCCAACCCAGCGUUGGGAAAUGGACUAUGGUGAAUAAGAAAAUGGUUCAGGGAGUUACAGUUCAGAACUGGACCUGUGUGAACUUUUCACGUAUGAGUAUAAUCGCGGUGCAGAAACUAUGCGAUGAUUUAGUUUUUACAUGCAAUUCCAUUGGCAUGAAAUUUAAAAAAAUGCCAGAGAUAGAGAUUCGGUCAGCUAAUCAUGAUAGUAUAGAAGCUGCCCUGAGCAAUAUUCACUCCAUGGCUCCUAACCUCCAACUGCUUGUUGUGAUUCUUCCAGAUGUUUCUGGUCAUUAUGGGAGAAUUAAGAGGGUGUGCGAGACUGAACUAGGGAUAGUAUCUCAAUGCCUCAAGCCAGGCGGCAAGCAUGUGAAGUCCUCUAACAGACAGUACCUGGAAAAUGUUUCACUUAAAAUCAAUGUCAAGGUUGGAGGGCGCAAUUCAGUUCUUCAGCGACCUCUUGUACCUGGUGGGCCAGAAAACACAACAAUAGUUUUUGGUGCUGAUGUUACCCAUCCUGCUCCCGGAGAGGACUCAUCAGUGUCGAUCGCAGCGGUGGUGGCCUCUAUGGACUGGCCUGAGAUCACUAAGUACAGAGCCCUUGUCUCUGCCCAACCACCUCGGCAGGAGAUUAUACAAGAUCUCUUCACAAUGGCUAAUGUCUCGGAGAAGGCUAAUGUCUCGGUGAAGAUAUAUGGCGGAAUGAUCAGGGAGUUAAUUAUUGCAUUCUGUAAGAAUGGCAACCGUAGACCUACAAGGAUAAUAUUUUACAGGGAUGGUGUAAGUGACGGGCAGUUCUACCAGGUUCUGCUCUAUGAGCUGCACGCAAUUAAGAAGGCUAUUAAAUCUUUGGGCGAAGAUUAUAACCCCAUGGUGACAUUUGUGGUAGUCCAAAAAAGGCACCACACAAGGCUCUUCCCUGGGGAGCAUACCGACAGUAGUGGGAACAUUCUUCCAGGAACCGUGGUUGACACUCAUAUUUGCCAUCCUAGUGAGUAUGACUUCUACCUGUGUAGCCAUGCCGGAAUCCAGGGAACAAGUAGGCCAACUCACUACCACGUUCUCCACGACGAGAGCGGUUUUUCUGCCGAUCAGCUGCAGACGUUGACUUACAAUCUCUGCUACACAUACGCGCGGUGCACCCGGUCUGUGUCGGUUGUCCCGCCAGCCUACUACGCUCACCUGGCGGCCUUCCGAGCGAGGUACUACGACGAGCCGGCGGAGGUCGCCUUGGACGGAGUGGCCGGCGGCCAGCCGGCGGAGGUCACCUUGGACGGAGCGACCGGCGGCCAGCCAGCGGCGGUGCGCCGGCUACCGCAGAUCAAGGAAAACGUCCAGGAUGUGAUGUUCUACUGCUGAAUCGGCUUCCGAGUUUUCAUCGUUUUGUUGGUCGCGCGUCAGUGUGCAAGACUGGUAGUGUUAAUCUGUAAACGCUGAACUAUAUAGUAUGGUAUUCAUUUCGAGUUGUUGCUGUUGCUGAACUUGUGAUCUGCGCUGCUUCCAGGGGACACCUUGGGCUCGU